AUGCGGCGGUGCCGGGCGGCGGCGCUGGCGGGGCUGGCCGCGGUGCUCCUGGCAGGUGUAAGCAGAGCCCAGAUUCAGCAGGACCCGUCGGUAGAGACCACCGAGAACAUCGCCAUCAGCAUCAACUGCUCACACCACAACUUACCACGUACCGAUUUCAUCCAUUGGUACCGUCAGUUCCCGGGCCGUGGGCCCGAAUUCCUCGUGAGCGCUGUUCAAGGCUCCAAGCAGCUGCAGGACCCAAAGGGGCGGCUGUCGGUGGCGGCAGAUCGCCGGUCCAACGUGCUGUGGCUCGCCCGGCCCCGGCUCCGGGACGCGGCGGUGUACUACUGCGUCCAAGACCACGGAGAGAAGAACCGGGGCUGCGGCCGAGCAAAAACCGCCGCGGGCGGGGCAGGGCAGGGCAGGGCAGGGCGUGUGUGUCGGGGGCACUGGACGGUGGCUGCCGCGACCGCGAGGCGGCGCUGCUGCUCCGCCCGGCACCGGCACUGGACCCGUCGAGGCUCCUUUCGUGCCCCGGCGCAUGCCCCGGCCGCGGCUCCGGAGUCACAGUCGUUGGGCUGCUGCACGGCAGUGUUCAUCUCCUGUGCUGGGGCAUCGGGGGAGAGGCGCUGCUCCCAGGCAGCUGAGGAACAACGCUUCCCCUCUUCUUCCUUUGCUCCCCCAACAGAGCCGUUUGCAACAGCUCUGUUGUCUCGGGGCUGGCUGGUGGCUUUCUGA
Melopsittacus undulatus (budgerigar) is the source of this 720-nucleotide messenger RNA. RefSeq lists its product as uncharacterized. Gene Ontology annotation, biological process: response to bacterium. The record is from RefSeq and is a predicted model, not a curated record. NCBI's taxonomy places the organism in Eukaryota, Metazoa, Chordata, Aves, Psittaciformes, Psittaculidae. The transcript has 2 exons. Bases 1 to 720 code for a protein of 239 amino acids.